AUAACUUAAGUUCACACUUCUAAUCCACUCGCGUCCACACCAACCAAAGAAAAACGAAUCAAUUUGAGAGAGCAAUACAACCGAGACCGAUCGAUUUGUUUUCCAGUAUUUCACGAUGGCUCCUUCAGACGAUGAGCACUCGGGAAGCGAAACUAGCACCGGCGAGCCCGAUUCCGGUUCAUCGGUCGAAAGCGAGCGCAACGAGGAAUCAGAAACAAUCAAAAAGCCAAAGAAGAUUCACAGGCUCUCGCUAACGGAGACUGAAGACUUCAACAAGAAGCUAAAAAGGCGUGGGGUUAUUUACGUGGCCCGUGUUCCCCCCAGAAUGACACCGACAAAAAUCAAGUCACUGUUGUCAGAUUUUGCGGAGGUGACGAGGGUCUUUCUACAAGAAGAAGAUGCAAGCGUGAGAAAGCGGCGGAAGAAAGAAUACGGAAAUUCUGGAGGAAAGCGGUAUAUAGAGGGAUGGGUAGAAUUUGCCAGCAAGCGAAAGGCAAAACACAUUGCCGAAUCGCUCAACCUGACGCCAAUUUCGAAUCACAAGCGCAACCCUCACUUUGGUACGUUGUGUUUGUCGCUGUUCGAUGCUUUGAGAGAAUAUGGCAUCGCAAGUGCAAUCAUGUAUCCAAUUGUCGUUCUAUUUCAUGACAUUUGCUAACAAUAAAUUGUUUUGUUUGGUAUCUUGGUAUCCAAGGAACACUAUGGAAUCUCAAGUAUCUCCAUAAAUUCAAAUGGUCGCACCUAACCGAAAAAGUAGCAUACGAGCGAAGAGUGCGAGAGCAAAAACUAAGGGUGGAGAUGAUGCAAGCCCGUCGUGAAAAUGCGGCGUAUGUAGAAAUGGUUGAGACGGGCAAGAAGCUAGACAAGAUCGAAGAGCGAAAGAGAAAGCGAGGCGACGAAUCUUUUACGGUCAGCAGUACCAAAGACAAGAAGACGGGGGGCGAAAAACGACACAAACACCGUCAAAGGAAGCCCGUGCAAGAGGGCACGAGAGCAACCAAAUCAGCUAUUUUGGGAGGACUAUUGUAGUGUCAAAAUCAUGAUAAACAUAAAGAAAAGGAUUAGAG
Messenger RNA from Pseudo-nitzschia multistriata, 1067 nucleotides. The record is from the annotation of a GenBank genome assembly. NCBI's taxonomy places the organism in Eukaryota, Bacillariophyta, Bacillariophyceae, Bacillariales, Bacillariaceae.